GAGAGAGAGAGAGAGAGAGAGAGAGAGAGACGAAUCCAUUGUUGUUCCCCGUCGGACAUUCCGAGUCAUGACGUCGUCUCCUCAGUCGCCGGCGAGCAAGAUCGAGGCGGCGCACCAGCUCUACAGAGAGGGGAAGCACGCCGCCGCGCUGGGAUUCUACACGGAAGCGCUCGCCGCCGCCAAGACUAAGCCGCAGAGGAUUGCCCUCCAUAGCAACCGAGCUGCUUGCUACCUCAAGUUGCACGAUUUCAAGAAGGCAGCUGAAGAGUGUACUUCCGUGCUGGAGCUGGAUUACGACCACACCGGAGCUUUGAUGCUGCGGGCGCAGACGUUGGUGACGCUGAAAGACUAUCACUCGGCCUUGUUCGAUGUCAAUCGGCUGAUGGAGUUGAAUCCAUCUUCGGAAGUUUACCAGAACCUGGAAACUCGAUUGACGACUCAAUUGUCCUUAGCUCCAAUACCAGAGUCCGAAGCUGAGUUAGAGGAAGAAGAAGAGGAUGAGAAAUAUGAUGACUCAGAAGAGGGAGAAGAAGAUGAAGAAGUUGAAGACCAAGAUGUUGGCAUAGUGCAAAACAGUAUGCUUGAACAAGAUCGGACAACUGUAUAUAUGGAAGAAGGCAUGCAGAAGUCUUCCGAUGGAGGCAGAGAUGAUCAGAAAUCCGAGCCAAGGAAAAGCAUCACGGCUGAAGUUGUGGCACAAGCACAGAAGAAGACUGAGCCGAGGAGAAACAUUGCAGCUGAAGUUAUUGCACAGGCACGGAGGACUGGUAAAGCAUCACCCGAGCAACAGUCCAAUGGUUGGCAGGCGAUUCCGAAACCAAAGGGACACUCGGCGUUGGAUUAUGCACGUUGGGAUAGAGUCGUCGAAGACGACUCAAGCGAUGAAGAUGAUGAUGACGAAGAUAAUGAUGAAGAGGAGCCUCGGCCACAGUACAGAUUCCGUGUCAGAACCGUUGGCGUACAACCUGUAAAGUGA
Linum tenue is the source of this 976-nucleotide messenger RNA. NCBI's taxonomy places the organism in Eukaryota, Viridiplantae, Streptophyta, Magnoliopsida, Malpighiales, Linaceae. The record is from the annotation of a GenBank genome assembly.